UAAAGCAUCCAAGAUGGCGGGUCAUAACGCAGGGGAUCCACUGGAAUGUUUUAGUAUUCCAAUAGUGCUGCACAAGGACCCGGACCAUGAUGAACGUGGAAACCCAGUGACAGGGCCAGAUGGCAAACAGAGAUAUCGAUGUGGAUUUCGUAUCGGAGGAGGCAUUGAUCAGGACAACGCAAAAUCACCUCAGGGUUACCCAGAUAAGGGGGUCUAUGUGACCUAUAUUCAUGAGACGGGCCCUGCAGCAAGGUGUGGUCUACAAGUGCACGACAAACUGUUACAGGUGAACGGCCAUGACUUCACGGUUGUGACUCACAAGAAGGCCGUGGAAUACAUUCAGAGGAAACCUGUGCUGAACAUGCUUGUGUACCGCCCGGGGGUACCUGACCUCCAGCGACAGGAGAGGCACGGACAGACGCAGUUCCAGUCCUUCUCUCAGAACCCUGGGGACUUCGCCAUGCAUGGAUAGGCCUGGGGCUGUAGUCACAAAGCAUCUUAAGUUUUCGGUGAUAGAAAUGGGCCCAAGUCAUGCACUGGAGAAUUUGAACUGGGUCUACUCUGCUUAUAGAACAUAUCGUACCCAGUGUAUGACAUAGCUGUCAGUUCCAAUGGCAUCUUGCUUAUAGAACGAAAUAUGUUGAGUGGAUGACAUAGCAAUCUUUGUCAGUGGCAUUUUGCUUAUAGAACACUUGUAAUAGUAGUAUUUUGUGAAGGGUUUUAUGCAUUUGAGAUUUGUAAACAGAAAUUUGUAUUUUACAAAUGUGUUCUUUAUACUUGUUUUGGUAUGAAUAUUUUGUGUGUAUUUUUAUGCCCCCGGUAGAGUGGCAUAUAGCAAUUGAACUGUCCGUAAGUCAGUCUGUCAGUCUGUGCGUCCAUCCGAAAACUUUAACAUUUGCCAUAACUUUUGCAGUAUUGAAGAUAGCAACUUGAUAUUUGGCAUGCAUGUGAAUCUCAUGGAGCUGCACAUUUCGAGUGGUGAAAGUUUAAGGUCAUCCUUCAAGGUCAAAGGUCAAAUAUAUGGCUUCAAAGCGGCGUAGUCGGGGGCAUUGUGUUUCUGACAAACACAUUUAUUGUUUAUGUAUGUUUUCCGGAGUGUUAUUGUGCUCAUUUUGAAUACGUCCUUUAUUGGUUGUUUAUUCUUAUCACCAAUAAAGUGUGAAGUUUGACAUGAUCUGCAUACACAGUUAGACAAUAAAAGAUGGAAUUGAUUUUCAAGAUCAGCAUUUUAUUAAGGGUUCUCAUUUGCAUACAUUUUCUCAUCGGUUGACUCAUACAUGCCAGAAUUUUUUAGGUCCAAAGCGGGACAUUCCUUAAAAAAUUGUCGGGACAUUUGACCAAAAAGCAGGACACCUAAAACGAUCUAUCAUUCCACCAUUAAAACUGUAGUCAGUAUAGUACUAACAAAAACUCUUGAUACUUUUAUUCAAGACAUAAAACAUCUGAUAUGAAGCAUGAAAUCUAAAACAUAACAAUAACAGUUUUAUUAAAUAAGACAAAAGCAAACAACGAAGAAAAUAUUCAUCUUUUUAGAGUACAAAAUCUGGAACAUUACGACAACAAUACUCAUUAUACUACUUUCAAUGGCAAACAUUAACGCAGGGGAGGCUAUCCAGUACACUGAAAGUACGGGUAACAGUAAACUAUCUAAGACAAGAUGGGUACCACUUUUACUGUUUGUUGCAAUGUUUUUUAAGCAUGUAUCCUUGCGCAGUUUGUUACUUGUAAAUUGUCGCGGCUUAAUUGGAGUAGGGUCAAACUGUCAUGCAUAGCACCUCGUUGUUUUUAGCUUAAUUGGAGUAGGGUCAAACUGUCAUGCAUAGCAUCUCGUUGUUUUUAUUAUAAUAACACCCAAUUACACUAGACAGGAUGGGUAUCACUUAUUGGACUGUUUGUUGCGAUUUUGGUAUAUUGCACAUUCGGAUUAUCCCGCUAUUUUGGAACUAAACAUUAAAUGUAAAAGACUCAUUAAUGACGUAGAGUUAAUUUUACAAAACAAUUGUUUUGUAAACCGUUUCAAACAAAGACAAAAACAAACACAUUUUCAACAUUUAUUUCAUUAUAAUACAACUAUCGAUAGCAAUAAGCGACCACUAUCUUGAAGACCACCAUGGUGUGAAUGCCUGAUAAAAUCAAUAAUUAGCCGAUAAAUCGCUGAUAAGGUGUCAUAAACAACACUGGUACACACGAGAAGUAGAAUCAUAUUGUUAGUUGAGGGCAAUAAAGGGAUUAGCGGUGGUUAGUGUUAGCAAAACAGAGCUUGAAUAGCGAAUUUUUUGGGAACCGAUAGACCUUACCAUCGUUUUUUACGAAUGUCGGGACAAAUCAUCUCAUACCGGUGUCGCCGGGACAAAGGGCCCAAAAGCGGGACUGUUCUGCCGAGAUCGGGACGUCUGGCAUGUAUGGUUGACUGGUAAAGUUGAUUUCUGGAAUCACUCUUGGAAUUUAACGCUACGCAGUGUACUGUACUGACAAUAGUUACAAAUAUUGAUGAAACUGAUCUGAUCAUUGCCUGAACUUGUGGUACAGGUAACCGUAAAAUAAUUUACUUGUAAAAAUUCCAGAUGUAAGUCUAGAAAUGUUGCAUUACACUGCCAGCCUUUUGAAAUGUUUGUCGGUAAUGGGCUGACGAUAUUUUGCCAUUUCUGAUAGUAUCUCUUCAUUUGAUAGUAAUUUAUUAAGAAAUUUGUUGUUAUGGCACAAAAUUAAUAUAUUAAGAUGAAUAAUAUUGAAUCAAUUGUUGAUAGUUGUACUUACUAAAUAAUAAUUCAUUUUUUAAGCCAUACAAUAAAGUUGAAGUAAUGAUUGUGACAAACUGUCUGAUCUUGCCAGCAUUAUAUUGGUUUUUUGCAUGUUGAUGUUUAAACAUAGUGUUUCCUCAAACUCCGCAUUUAAAAAAUGAAAUACAUUUAUGUUUGUUUUAUUUGGUUUAUUUUGAAAACACUCUUUUAUUUUAAUGCCCCGGUGGAAUAUAGCAGUUGAACUGUCCGUCAGUCAGUCCGUCCAUCCGAAAACUUUAACAUUGGCCAUAACUUGCAAUAUUGAAGAUAGCAACUAGAUAUUUGGCAUGCAUGUGUAUCUCAUGGAGCUGCACAUUUCGAGUGGUGAAAGGUCAAGGUCAUCCUUCAAGGUCAAAGGUAAAAAAACAAAUUAAAGGGAAGUAAUAAGCUUUAAAGGGAGAUAAUUUCUAUUUAUCAUUUGGCAGGUACAGAUAAUUUUAACAAGGGAAGUAAUAUGCUAUUAUAUCCCUUUAAAAAUAUUACUUCCCUUGUAAAAAUGAUCUGUACCUGCUUAAUGAUAAAAAAAAAAUUAAAGGGGCGCAGUAGGGGGCAUAGUGUUUCUGACAAACACAUCUCUUGUUCUUAAUAUGUUUGUGUUUGUUGUUUUGAAAUUAUUAAUAAUAAAAUUGUGGCUGAUUUGGAUCUGUAUGACUCAUUCAGUUAUAUUUUAACAUUCCAGUGAGGUAAUAAUAUACUUAAACAUUAUUAUGUUUGACAUUUAAUUUGUGAAGACUUUGAGUAGAGAUAUCCUCUGUAUAACUUUCUUAAAUAACUUUUUUUUCAUAACUACUACAUUUUAUUUUGAUAUCUAUGACAAUGUUUCCCUUCAAUUACUCAUGUUGUUACUGUUGAUUUGAUUCUUAGACUAUGUUGCUUAUUUGAAAUGAGUGUUCAGGAUGGCAUUUGUUUUAAAAUAAUUAUAUGCUAAAUAAUACUAAUGAAGAAAUUAGAAAAAAAUAUACAAUCAACCCUACAUAUUGUAUCAACAAUUACAUCAGGUAAUUAAUUUCAAUAUGUCAUUAUUAAAUGGUUCUUAUUAUUUGUAUGCCCCCAAAGGAGGGCAUAUUGUGAUCGGACCGUCUGUCCGUCCGUCUUUCCGUCACUCUUUGCGUUUAGAUUUCGCGUUUAGGUUUCAAAAAAUGCUCAUAACUUCUAUGACGCUUCAGAUAGCAACUUGAUAUUUGGCAUGCAUGUGUAUCUCAUGGAGCUGCACAUUUUGAGUGGUGAAAGGUUAAGGUCAUCCUUUAAGGUCAGAGGUAAAAAAAAAAAAUUCAAGGAAGUAAUAAGCUUCAAAGGGAGAUAUUUAUCUGUACCUGCCAAUGAUAAAAAAAUAUUAAUUAAUCAAAGCGGCGCAGUAGGGGACAUUGUGUUUCUGACAGAAACAUCUCUUGUUCUUUUACUUUUAACUACGGUAAGCUUAAAUUUAAUUUUCUGGGAAUGCUGCUGUUAUUUUUCUCUGAAAAAUGAGAUGUAAGGUUAUUAGUUGUUUAAGUUUCUUAAACACAAGGGAUCUGCUUUACAAAAAUUCAGGCACUCGGAGAAAAAUAUUUUGUUUCUACAGAUUUUCUUCCUUUCAUUGCCAAGCUGCUUUUAUUACAUAUAACAUAAGAUGUUUUCUUUGGUUGAUAUAUUUUAAAAUGAAGCAAUUCAGUGUGUGCAUGCCGUGGUUCCAAAAUCUUACCCCUGGUCAUAAUGUACUUUAUAAAGUGAUUUGUUUUAAGCAGCGCAUUUUUGAAUGUGUGAGUGUAAUAUGUGUGUGUUCUUAUUGUUGGUUGUGUCAAACUUUAGUGCAAUAAGGAAGUAGUUAUGAAUUGCUGUGUAAUUAGAACAGUAAUUUCUUUAUAAUAAGGUUGAAGGUGCUUUUCACUUAUAAAAUAUUGUGAUAUAAUAUUGUGCAGUUAUGAGAAUUUAGUGAAUACAGUUGUAAAUGAAAAGGUAAUUAUAUAUUCAUACAACUGCCUCUGAACAAAGAAAAUUCAUAAUCUUAGGAAAUAAAAAUAUGCAUUGUAAGUCAUUUAGAAUCUGUAAUCUUUUAAUUUAGAAAAGUGCAUUUUUUUAUUGCAUUGUCCAUAGCAUACAGAUGUUUUAUAAGAUAUGAUCUCUGGAAAUACGGGGCUCAAUGCAGGUGCAGAAUGAAUCUUCCUAGAUUAGCCUGUGCAGUCUGCACAGGCUUUUCAGGGAUGCCACUUUCGGCCCAAACCAUAAUUUUGCUAACAAGAGACUUCUUGUAAUAGAAAGAUACACAUAAAGCAGACAGAUUGUUUGCAGACUGCACAGGCAUAUUUGUGACUACACUUUACGCACAUGCAUUAAACCCCCUUUUCACAGAGAACAGCUUAUAUGUUUUUUCUCCAAUAUGUUGAGAUAUGGAAUGUCCCAUAUGACCAUGUAUUCUGUUAUACAAAGUGAACUGAAUGUCGAUACAUUUGUAUACAAGGUCAAAUAUUGCAGUUUAAAAAUAGUUUUUGUUUAAAAAAACAUUGUGUAAAAAGUCCAAAUACUCUUAUACACUUUACAUAUCAUUACCAUAAUAUACUUUACCUUAAAUGACUAGAUUAUUUAACCAAAGUUAAUUUUUUAAUUCAUGAAAAUUAAAACUUUUCUCAGGGUAAUUCUUAUUGUGGGUUGUCCCCCUUAGUAACAGUAUGAAAGCACUGUUGCAUUAACGCUUUGCUAUUUUGAAGUUCUCAUAAUUAGUGAUUAUACAGUCUGAAAUUGACACAUGUUCUCUCUAAUGUCUUUAUUGUGUCUUUGUACUCAAUUGUUUACUCAUAAUCUUCUAUUUACAAGCAUAGUUGAUGUUUUGUAGUAUUGUUAAUAUAAAUUUUGUGUAAUUUACAAUAGCUGCUUUUGUGAACUGACAUAUCUUUUGUAUAUUUUUAUGCCCCCUCUUGAAGAAGAAGGGUCAUAUUGUUUUGCACAUGUCGGUCAGUCUGUCGGUCCGUCGGUCGGUCCGUCCACCGAAUGGUUUCCGGAUGAUAACUCAAGAUCGCUAUGCCUAGGAUCAUGAAACUUCAUAGGUACAUUGAUCAUGACUCGCAGAUGACCCCUAUUGAUUUUUAGGUCACUAGGUCAAAGGUCAAGGUCACGGUGACCCGAUCCAGUAAAAUGUUUUCUGGAUGAUAACUCAAGAAUGCUUACGCCUAGGAUCAUGAAACUUAAUAGGUACUUGAUUAUGACUCGCAGAUGACCCCUAUUGAUUUUCAGGUCACUAGGUUAAAGGUCAAGGUCACAGUGACUCGAAACAGUAAAAUGGUUUCCAGAAGAUAACUCAAGAAUGCUUACGCCUAGGAUCAUGAAACUUCAUAGGAACAUUGAUCAUGACUGGCAGAUGACCCCUAUUGAUUUUCAGGUCACUAGAUCAAAGGUCAAGGUCACAGUGACUCGAAACAGUAAAAUGGUUUCCUGAUGAUAACUCAAGAAUAAUUAGGCCUAGGAUCAUGAAACUUCAUAGGUAAAUUGAUCAUGACUGGCAGAUAACCCCAAUUGAUUUUCAGGUCACUAGGUCAAAGGUCAAGGUCACAGUGACAAAAAACAUAUUCACAAAAUGGCUGCCACUACAACUGACAGCCCAUAUUUCAUUAAUUGUAUGUGUGUCCAAAAACUUGAACCUUGGUUAAAGUAUAUUAACUUUUGCAAUUGAAGAUAGCAACUUCAUAUUUGGCAUGCGUGUGUAUCUCACUGAGCUGCACAUUUUAAGUGGUGAAAAGUCAAGGUCAUCCUUCAAGGUCAAAGGUCAAAUAUCAUUGUAUUUUUCUUUCCUAAAACUUUAACCCAUUUAUGCCUAGUGGACUUUCCCAUCCAGCUAAAUUGAAUCAAUUUAUCAUAACUGGCAGAUGACUCCUAUUGAUUUUCAGGUCACUAGGUCAAAGCUAAAGGUCACAUUGACAAAAAACGUAUUCACACAAUGGCUUGGACUACAACUGACAGCCCAUAUGGGGGGCAUGCAUGUUUUACAAACAGCCCUUGUUUUUACAUUGUUAUAGUUUUAUUUUGUAGACGCAAUUAGGUUAUUAUUCUCAUUAUUGUGGUAAUUUAGGCAUCACAGUGGAGUAAACCUGGUGUAUGAGUUUAAUUGCUGAAUUUUUGUUUAAAGACCUGUAUGUAACAAUGUAUUCAACAUGACCUCUGAGAACAGAGACUUAAGGUUUAAUGUAAAAAUCUGAUUUCAAUUUAUUCAAAGUUGUAAACUUUAAUUUGUAAUGUUUUAUGUUCAUAGUUUCUCUCAAACCCAUUUUGUGGUACUAGUAAACACUUCAAUGGCACCUACCUAGCCAAUGAAGCAUUCAAUCAAUAUUUACAAGUGAAUAAAUCAUGACGUACUUUCAAUUGAUUAUGUGUGCAAUUUCCCCCCAUAUAUUUCUAUUUUGAUUAUAGUACCACUACUAUUAUAAGUGGGAUUUAUAUUUGUUCAAGUCUUAAGACUAACUGUAUGACCCAGGUCAUGGGAAAAUGGGUCUUAUGUUCAUGCUGACAUUCUGCUCAAUAGGUAAGCAGUCAGAUACAAAGUUUAGCAAGGUUUCGUGGUCUCAACAGCUGUCCAGGAGCUAGGCUGGAUGAAUAUGGCAUUAGACCCAUUGAGUGGCGUUCUGAGAAAACUGGGCAUUAUGCAUGUGCAUAGAGUGUAGUCCCAGAUUAGCCUGUGCAGUCCACACAGGCUAAUCAGUGACGACACAUUCCGCUUUUAUGACAUUUUUUGUUAAAAUGAAGUCUCUUCUUAGCAAAAAUCCAAUUUAGGCAUUAAGCGUCAUCCUAAAUUACCCUGUGCAAACUAUACAGGCUAAUGUGGGAUAAACUUUACGUCAAUUGAGUAAGCCCAGUUUUCCCAGAACAAGGCUAAAAAUAACUUCAAAGUUUGUGCUGUUUUCAAGUCGCCACUUAAAUAACAUUAUUAACUUUAUUUUUUAUACAAAAAUUCAAUAUGCCUAAAUUCCUUUGUAGUUGUCCAGAACUGGAAUUAAGUUAAUCAGCAGAUACGGCUGUGGAAAGACCCGUGCCAAGUUUGAGUUAGCAAUACCUGAACACCUUGCCGGCUCAAUCGCCUGAACAAAUGACUUAUCAUGUAUUGAGGACUUACAAGAGAUAUUUGGCUACUUAACAGUAGGCCAUUAAGACUUUCAGAUUGUGCUGUGUGCUAUUCCAUAUCUAUGCAGGAGAGAUAUGCCCACAUAUUGGGGCCUUUGUUUUAGGGCGAUUUAAGUUUCACGCUUUGUUACUGCAUUCAUAAAUCAAAUCUUGCUGAAAAGCCAUAACAGUUUGGAACUCAGGCCAGAGAGUUAAUGUUUAUUGUUCCUCAGAUUGCUUUGGAAAUGUAAGGCUGCACUAACAAAUAAAGCUUUUAUUAUAAACACUAUUUGAUGUACUGAACAAUACUAAUUUUAUUCCACUGUUAACUAAACUAUGCAAAGGAAAUGAACAUUAAUUUCAUGUUGCACAGUGUUUUACUCUUAUUUUCAUAAGUGAAAAUUAUAAAUACCCAUAAAAACUAUCUGAUAAUUUUAAAUUAACUAUUUAUUAAUUAACCCUUUCCCACUUAGAUACGUAUUUUGACGCAUUUGUAGUCCCUUAGAUAGUUACAUUUAAUUAAAUACCUUUUGUACUAAAUUGAAGUUUUAAAGGCUUCAUUUCCAACCCUUAGUUACUGAUGAGCAGCAAACAUCAUAAAACCUGAAAAGACUGCGAGUUACUUGCAGGAUGUUCUUGUUUUAUGCUGGUUGCAAAUUUUUCACUUUGCUUCUUAUUGGGGAAAGGUUUAAGCACUUUUUUGUUGAGAAACAUUAUGAUGGAUUGUUUUUAUUCAACGUUUGAAAAAAAUCUGGUUCAACUUCAUAGAUCCCAUGAAACAAACAAUAAAUACCAACUCUGGCGUAAGUUUGUUACAAAAACUGGUGAUGUGUCACAAAGCAAAGUAUUUAACAAAUGAUUGGAUAUUGGGUACAUGUCUACACGUCAGUGAAAUCUAAACCAAUCAGUCCAGAUUAUAGAUUGCACAUGUGUCAGUCUGUAC
This is a messenger RNA of Dreissena polymorpha, 8787 nucleotides long. RefSeq names its product tax1-binding protein 3 homolog. NCBI's taxonomy places the organism in Eukaryota, Metazoa, Mollusca, Bivalvia, Myida, Dreissenidae. The coding region runs from base 14 to 472 and encodes 152 amino acids. Gene Ontology annotation, molecular function: protein binding. The transcript is spliced from 4 exons. The record is from RefSeq and is a predicted model, not a curated record.